UCACGCAGGCAGCUCGUCUGUAGCUGCUGCUGGCUGCUGCAGGCGUGCUAUUUGCGGCAGCGGAGACAUCUCUGCGAAAUGCCUUUUGUAUUCCCGGGUGUUUUUUUUUCGUUUUCAUUUGUGUUUUGCGAGGGUCAGAUCACAGUGUUUGUAGCCAUGCCCUGUGGUGGAUUCAGCGGACUGUCCUAGCUGACUGAGCCGCUCCAGCAGCGGUGGGUCCGGUGCACUGCACAGCCGGGGAUGAGGCCUACUUGUUAAAGCUCCCCCACCACCCCUCCAUCGUGAUGGCUGAUGAUCAACAACAACCUGGUCAGAAGCCUGCCUCGGGAUUAGGCUCUCUUCCAGCGUUGGUGCCAGGACUCCAGGGGCCCGAGGCUAACGCGUUACAGUUCAAAAUAAAGAAUUCAAUUUGCAAAUCUGUACAAUCAAAAGUGGACAGCAUAUUGCAAGAUGUGGAGAAGUUUACAGACAUCGAAAAGCUCUACCUCUACCUGAAGUUGCCUUCUGGUCCCAGCAGUGGCAAUGAUAAAAGGACUGAGAAUGAGAGGGGGUCCUCCACUCCUGGAUUAUGUGAUCAGAGUUCCAUGUCAUCAAGCCGCACUCAGCAGAUGUAUGCAUUCAACUGGAUACGGAAUCACCUAGAAGAGCACCCAGAGACUUCCCUCCCAAAGCAAGAGGUGUAUGAUGAGUACAAGAGUUAUUGUGACAAUCUCGGCUACAAUCCUCUGAGUGCGGCCGACUUUGGGAAGAUCAUGAAGAAUGUCUUUCCCAACAUGAAGGCACGUCGACUGGGCAUGAGGGGCAAAUCCAAAUACUGUUAUAGCGGGUUAAGGAAGAAAGCUUUUGUUCACAUGCCAUCCUUACCCAACCUGGAUCUGCAGAAAUCCGGUGAUGGGUGUGAGCUGAUGGAGGCGACAGGCCAGUCCCCGAGCGCUGAAGAUGAAAUGAGAUCUGCAGCGUGCGGACUGGUGUGUGAGUGGGCCCAAAAGGUCCUGAGUCGUCAGUUUGACAACGUGGAGGACCUGGCCCGCUUCCUGCUCAAUAGCCACUACAUUGGUACUAAGUCCAUGGCUGCACUCACUGUUAUGACCGGAACACCCACAGGAAUGAAGACGCCAACUCCGGCGUCUGCGUUUGUGCCCACGGCUGAGGCAAACUCUUUCCAGCCCCAGGUGAAGACCCUGCCCUCUCCCUCUGUUGAUGCAAAGCAGCAACUGCAGCGCAAGAUCCAGAAGAAGCAGCAGGAGCAGAAGCUUCACUCACCCCUGCCCAAUGAGACCCAGAUGAAGAGAACAGAGGCCAGUACCCCAGGCCCCACCAUCCCCUGUGGCAGCCCUGCUCUGCUCUCCCCUCAGCCUGCCAUAGGCAUUGUAGUAGCUGCUGUCCCCAGCCCAGUCACGGUACAGAGAAGCAGGCAGUUGAUGACCUCACCUAGUCCUGUGGGGACAGCAGAGGGGAAAGUGUUGCCUGUGAACUUCCAAGUGGUCACCCAGUCUCUUAAACAGUCCCCCAAGCCUCCCCAGAAUAUCUCAGCCAGUCCUGUGGGUGACCGGCUGGCACGACACGGUACACGUUAUGCCCAAAUUCUGCCCAAGCCCUCUGCCACCAGUGCCAUCACGCUGCGCUCACCCCCCACUCUGCUCAUCACCAACAGUCCCAUUAAAACUGUGAUGCCCACUCCCCAUGUCAGCUCAGUCAACGUGGUGAAGAUGACGGCCAUCGCUCUGGCCCCCAGCAGCAGCAGUACAACCGUGCGUCCUGCCUCAGCCGGCGUGAGUACCACAGCUGCUUCGGACGAUUCCCAGCAGCCACAAGGUGUGAGUACAGCCGCCCCUCAGUCUCCUGCAAUCAGACCCAGUGCCCCAGUCUCCACCUCAACCCUCUCCACUGACACCAAAGUUGUGUCUGAAGCUGGUAGUGACAAUAACUCCACCCCUGGAAUGGAGAAAACAGCUGUCGGGGCCAAAGAGGACAGAGUGGCCAAGUUCAGGGCUGCCAGUGAGCCAAGCUUCCUUGUUAAGUGUUCACCAGGGCUAGACAAAGGUGUAAGAGUAAAAAAUGACCCCGCAUCCCCUCCCACUUCAGCAGCUGUAGCUGGGACUCAGGACAGCAAUAACAGUAACUGCCAUGACAAUACUUUGUACUUGACUGUUGAUAAUCAGAACUCCAAUGGCAACAUGUCAUCCAAUGACUCCUCCGCUGUUACCCCAACAUCGAAGGAUCCUUGCUCAGACGCUAAGAGCCCCAGAAAGCGCACAGGCUCAAGUGGGGAGUCCCAUGCGAUUCCUGUGAAGAGGGUGUUUAUCUCUCAGCAGCCACUGGCUGUAGUUGACAAUCCCAAAGUUGGAGUCAGUGCUGCGGUGAAGAGGAUCCCCAGACCGGGAACUCCUGCCAGACCAGAGAGUGCCCCUUGCAAAGUGACUGUGAAACACACCUCCCUAGGGCCGACACAGAUCCUUGCACUCUCCGACUCGCCCAUCACGCACACUGAGGGCUCCCAGACUGUUGUCAAACCCCAGGCCUUGUUGGUGAAACACGAAGAUCAUUCGCUCAGCACUGAUACCAGCACUGGAGCAGCUGGAAACGACACGUCUGAUCAGGCGCUGCUACAGCAGAUCACCGGCGACCCUCGUGCCAUACCGGCCAACUCAGGAGCACACGAAGCCUCUGUGAUGAGUGACUUAAAGAGCACAAUAUGGGAGGAGGGACAGCUUGAUGAGCUUCGGAAGCAGGCAUUUGCUCAGCAGAUAUCAACAGAACACAAACAAGCCCCUACUGACCAACUUUCCAUCAUAGCUCAACCCACUGAGGCUUCAGGUCAGCUCACCCUCACGCAGGAGAUGGUUGACUUUGCUGGUUCUCAGCCCAACAUGGACUAUUUUCCAUUCAAUGAUGAUGACAUGACCCAGGACAGCAUUGUGGAGGAGCUUGUCCAAAUGGAGGAGCAGAUGAAGCUGAAGGGUCUGUUUAGUAGCUGUGUUGACGUGUCUUUACAAGGCCAGUCAGCCAGCAGUCAAGGCUCUAUCUUAAAUGCUCACCAGGCUGGCACUACCUUCUACCACUCUGCCCACAGCAGUACCACUCCGGUCCAAACUCCCACUCCAACUCCAACUCCAACCCCGACACCCACCCCCACCUCUGAAAUGACGCUUGGGCACAGUAUGACAAGAGAGAGCCCCUGCUCCCGCAUGGCUCCCAUCACUCCUGUGGAUGGAGCCAUGGGUCGCCACACCCCCAUCAGCACACCACUGUCAAACUGCAGCAGCAGCGUUCCCCCGAGCCCGGUGGAGUGCAGAAAUCCUUUUGCGUUCACUCCCAUAAACUCAAGCAUCACGGGUUAUCAUGACGCUAGCAUUGUGUCCAGCAGCCCUGUCAAACCCAUGCAGAGGCCAAUGGCAACACACCCUGACAAGGCCAAACUGGAGUGGAUCAACAACCGUUACAACAGCAACUCUGCAAGUCCUUUGUCCAACCAUAGCAUUGGCAUUCUACCCAGCUACCAAGACCUGGUAGAUGACCAGUUUCGUAAGCCACAUGCCUUUGCAAUUCCCGGCCAGUCAUUUCAGGCUCAGCCAAGACAGGAUGCUGCUCAAUUUGGCCGCCUGACCCCCAUCUCCCCAGUGCAGCAACAACAGCCACAGCAACAGCCCCAGCCACAGCAACAGCAGCAGCAGCAACAGCCGCAGCAGCUGCUAACAGGUGUAACUACUCCAACUAAACAGGAGAGUUUUGCUGUGCCUGCACCAUUAGAUAACAAGGCAUCAACCUCAUCUGCAUCCAGUACUUUCCGUUGCCGCAGUGUUAGCCCUGCAGUGCGCCAGAGAAACUUCAGCGGCAACACCGGCCCUCCAACCACCACCACAAAUACCACCACCACCACCAGAGCCGUGGUUUCACCCUUUAACUCACCCAUCACAUCCGAGGUGCUCAGCAUCCUGUCCAACAGCCAGCCGGUCAACUCUGUCCACAGUAUGGUCCAACGUAGCCAGUCUGUGCCUCUGAAUAUCAUGAUGCAGAGUGAGAUGCUCCCAGUGCAGGGUCAGAGCAACACGGCCAAAAUCACCAAUGUUCUUCUCAGCAAGAUGGAAGCUGAUGGGGACGAUUCUGUUCGAGGCCUGGGCAUGAACAACCUCCCGUCUAACUACACGGCCCGUAUGAACCUCACACAGAUCCUGGAGACCACUCCUGGCUUUGCUGGUGGAAAUGCUCACCAGACUCAGUUGCCUGUCAGUUCUAGUCCUGCUGCCUUUGAGCUCCAGCAGCAUGGCUACCUCACCACUGGCAGUGGAGAACAGGUGAGUUUCUCCACAGGGGACAGCCAAGCACAAGUGGGUCCUAGUGAUCAAGACCAGCAGCAGCAGCUCCAGGAGAACCCUGUGCAGACACAACCACAGCUCCUCCUCCAGAGCACACAGCAGCAGGAGGUGGAGGAUGAGCAACAGCAGCUGGAUUUCAACAACACUGUCAAGGACUUGUUGGGGGAUGAUGGCCUCAACCCCAGCUCCCAGUUGGUGGGUCAGGUAGCUUCGGAGCUCAAUGCCGUGGCGUCCGACUUCUCAAAUGACAUCAGACUGACCUCAGAUCUGUCCAGUAGCAUCACUGAUCUUAACACGUUGGACACCAACCUGCUAUUUGACCCCAAUCAACAGCAGGAACAAUAUGAAGACUCAACACUGGAAGAACUGAAGAACGACCCGCUUUUUCAGCAGAUAUGCAGUGAUACUGUGAACUCUGGUUUUGACUGGCUAGAAAGCAAAGACCAGCCUACUACAGUAGAGAUGCUGGGCUGAUGUUAUCUUUUAUCCUGAUAUGAUUUCCGUUCUCUGUUGUUCGUUUGGUGCGUAUGUAGUAUAUCUGUUUUUAAAGUAUAGGUUGUUGGGAUUUGUCUGGACUUUGCCAUUUGUUCUGUUAAAAGUGCCAGGCUUACCAGAAAAUCUCUCCUACUGACGUUUAGUUACUUCUCUCCUUUUUCAUUUGUCACCCAGAGGUUCAGUGCUUAACCACUUUUCUCCCUCAUCUGAAAUUAGACAUGUACACAUUUCAAGGAAAAACAAAUGUGAUUACUCGGUUGCAGCAUGCACUUGCAAAUAACAGGUUUGUAUGGUAUGAGCAUUAAGAGAAACAUAACCUUCCAUGUUAUAACCCACCUAUAAUGCAAUAUUUGUAUUUAACAAACACAUAAUGUAAGGAAAUUUGGCACAAAAGACCAAAAACGAAUGCUGUUGUAUGCUAUUUUCAGUUUGUGCAGUUUUAAGUUCAACCAAAUGAAGACAAUAUUGGAAUUGUAGUAUAUGCACAUAAGAGUUGUAGUAAAUUUGCCUGCCAUAUCUGAAUAUUUAAAAGGGCGGCAUCUUAUGCUGCCAGGUGCUGAAUUUUGACAUAAUCUUUAUACUUUAUCAUAUACCAAAUCAGUGGAAAACUGAUUCACAUCUGAGCAUUGUCCAAGAGAGAAAUUUUUUUAAGCCUAUACUUCUUGUACUGUUUAAUAUCUUAUAAAGGGAGUAGAUGAAUCAGUGUGGAGAAGAUGGGAAUUCAGGCCACUGUGGACUAUACAUUGAAAGGAAUCAACAACUGGCUGCCUUAUUCCCAAAGUCCAAGGCCUUAUGCCAUCUGUAGAGAGACUGUAUAUAGUAUAAUGUCAAGAAUCUUCGGAACCAUCCAGAGCUUCAUCAUAUCAAGGCAGCUGUUACUCUGAUAUUUUCAGCACUCUUUCUUAUUGUUUUUGUUCUGCAGUGUUACGAUAUAGAUGUGUAUUGUACAGGUUAACAACUACACUGUGUGUGCCCUUAAAAGUAAUGGAUUCAGAAGAAUUUGAUGUGUUGUCAUUUCAUGAAAAUCAAAAUCAAGGCAGGCACACUUUCAGUCAUGAGAUUUUGGUUGGGGUUUUUUUUUGUUUGUUUGUUUGUUUUGUUUUUUUAUUUUUUUUUUUUUUUGGCAUGUUAUACUCCCAGCUUGGAUAAGGAUAUCAAUGGUAUGGAGAAGGCUUCGUUACACAGAAGGCUAGAGGCUGACUUGUAUGUUCUGAUGUCAUCUGGAGAUCGAGGAAAUUAAAUUAUGUUUGUGGAGAAUCCAGCCUUAUUUCCAUACCAAAGAUGAUCUGUUUGAAUAAGAUAAGAGAUUAUUACACAUAGAGACACUCCUAGUAAACAUUAACAACAACGGGAAACGGGCAGCCUCAGAGAUAUAAAAGAGUUAUAUUGCAUUUGAGGAAAAGGAUUAAGUUGCAUAAUUCUUAUGUACAGUAUGUAAAUUUGUGAAAUGGUCACUGUCCUAUGUUUAAUAGGUAACCUUGGACCUGAAAGCAUGUUGAAACCAUCACUGCUAGCCAGGUAGGCUAUGUGAUACAGUAGGAUGCUUGCUUGAGUUUUUGGCUAUUGUCAAUGUUGUAUAAGUCAUGUUUAAGCUCCAUCUGUAAAUAGGAUAGAUACAUAGAGAUUUGAUGUAUCAAGACACUAUAUUAUGGCCAUUAUUCUAGCUAAGUAUGUGCCAUCUUAAAAGGAAAAAAAAGCUUAACAGAUCUAUAGUCGGCAAGAUACUGUAUGUUGUGUGUUACAUUUCUGGCUCAGUGUGUCGUAAAAGUAAUGCUGUCUGGUCUCGCUUGCUGAUUUUAUUUUACCUUUUUUCUAUUCAAAGAUAAUAGGUCUCUGCGGUUGCAGAAGUGAUGUGUGCUUUGAGCAGGAUCAAUAGCAUGGUAUAUUGAGAAAAAAAAAGUUGUGAUACUGUUAGCUGGUUGCAAACAUCUCUGUGACAGACAUUGCGCUCAAAGCCUUUCAGCAGACACUGGAAAAAAAAAAAAAGAUUACUCAUGUUUCAACAAACUUUGGAGGUUCACAUUAUUGCACUAAAUUUUUAUGACACAUGGCUUUGCCACGUCUUUAUGGACAAAUGUAAUGAUGGAUGCCCACAAAAAAAAGAAAAAAAAAUAUUUUUUAUGACAAGAUGAGUAGGGAAAUUACCUGUCAGAGAAUGACUAAUUGUCUUGUAGCAAAAUGUGCAUUAAUCUCAGUGAGAUACACAUUUCUUACUCAUUCUCAUACAUGAGAAUAUAAAGCAUUGAGGGAAAAAAGUUAAAUAACCUUUUAAAAACCUACAUGCUCAUUAUGUUGAUAAAUGAUUGUACGCACGCAUGUGUGAUGACUUCUGUUGUACUUUGUAUUCUUGGUAACCACUGUCUUCUGUGAUUUGGGCAGGUUCUGUUAACCAGACUGGCGGUGCUAGUUUCUUGAGUUACAUUACUUUUGUUGUGUGCUGUUUACUAAGUUAAUGUUGUUCUACAUGUUAUGUUGAUGACUGUUUUCUGUCGAUCUUACAUAUUCUUGUUUUUUUGCAAAAUGCAUUUGUGAAGAAAUUUAACAUUUUCUCUUAUUUCUUUUCUUCAAAAAUAAGGCACUGAUAUUUGAAUUUGAAUGAAGGAAUGCACCUCUUUAUGAGUACAGGAGCUCCAUCAAGCAGUGACUCUCGAUUCUUUACCUUUGACUGACCCAGAACCAACUCUGUUUGACUAUCUUGUCCAUUUCUACCAGUAGAGAAAAAAAACCCUCCUCUGUGGUGUUGUCUGGUGUACUGCUUAAUGUACAGUAGCUUGUUAAUAUUGCAAACGCGUUGUUUCUUUUUUCAAUGGAAAGUACUCACUGGUGAGAUUUUUAAAGUGGUUUUAAAAGCCAAUAAACUUUUUUUAAAGAAUGUU
Molecule: messenger RNA, 7687 nt
Organism: Scatophagus argus
Lineage: Eukaryota; Metazoa; Chordata; Actinopteri; Scatophagidae
Product: DNA-binding protein RFX7
Exons: 10
Coding region: 285-4790 (1501 amino acids)
Biological process (GO): regulation of transcription by RNA polymerase II
Molecular function (GO): DNA-binding transcription factor activity, RNA polymerase II-specific; RNA polymerase II cis-regulatory region sequence-specific DNA binding
Source: RefSeq, a predicted model, not a curated record